Tilletiaria anomala UBC 951 is the source of this 752-nucleotide messenger RNA. RefSeq lists its product as uncharacterized. NCBI's taxonomy places the organism in Eukaryota, Fungi, Basidiomycota, Exobasidiomycetes, Georgefischeriales, Tilletiariaceae. Bases 110 to 616 code for a protein of 168 amino acids. The transcript is spliced from 2 exons. The record is from RefSeq and is a predicted model, not a curated record.
AAAAGACAGCGAUCGUAUCCUGGACACAUGCACAGAGGCCUUGAGACUAGGCUGAGGACGUUCUUUAGGUGGAAGCGUGAUAGUAGAAGGCGAACAUGUUUUGCAGGGAAUGAUACAUCGGUUGAUCUCCUGCCCGCGCUCGUGCCCUCCUGAUGGUCUCUGUCAAAAAAGUGCAACUUGGACGGCGAAGGGCGUGUAUAAGCUUGCAGCUUCGUUACAGAUUGAGGAGACAAGCCGAGAGUCGGACCGGGAGGUUGUCUGGCUGGUUGUGGAACGCAUGUGGCUCGAAUCAUUCAACCAUCUACUAUUAUCAUCCAGCGGGCACUUGGCACUAUGCAGUGCGUUUAUUAAUGCGCGACUAUUUGACAUGUGCACGAAUAUGCUGCCACUCGCGGCGACACCCGUUAGCCCUGCUGCCGGUACCCUCCACUUCCGUUUGCAUCCAUUCCCUUGCCUCUUUAAUCCGGACCCCAACCGUCAAGGCUCUCUAUUGCUUCAAACGACGUACGUGUUGUACGAUCUUCCGUCGAUGUCUGGCAGCAAAAUGACGCCUCGUUGGCUUUACAGCUGGCGGACCACUGGACAGGCGGGUGAUCUUUCUUGUUGGGCAAUAUAGGCUUAAAGAGAACGUUGUCCUUGUCUUGGAAUGUCCUGGGGGACAUGGCCUCGGUGCUCUGCAACCCAUAGUGGGCGGGCUGUUCUGGAUGUCCCGUGAAGCUAGAGCCAGGGAGCGUGUCGGUUUGCAGCUGGUG